GAAAAAUACUCAAAUAAUGAAAAUGUAUAAUAAUUUAGUUGAACGAAUCCCUGUGGAAAUACUAUUUAAUAUUUUUCGUCAAUUAAGUAUAAAAGAUUUAGAAAAUUGUUCACUUGUUUGUAAACAAUGGAAUACUUUGAUUAAUGAUUUAUAUUUAUGGUUGCCUAAAUGUUAUCAAAAAUUAUAUGAACACAAAUGGAUAGAUAAACAAUUAAUUAAUUUAUUAAAAUUAUGCGGAAUAGAUUGUAUUAAAGUAUUUUUUCGAAAUUAUAUUGAUAAAACAAAUAAAUUACAUCCAAAAUCUGGUUAUUAUAUGCGAAAAUUAUUCUAUUAUUUACAUUUAUUACCAAGAAAUAAUUUAAUUUCAUCAAAUCAAAUUUAUUCAUAUAAUCAUGAAGAGAAUAUUGUUUAUUAUAAGUGUAUAAUAAUUGGUCCAGCUAUGGAUUCUUCAAGAGUAAAUCAAAGUAUAAUUAAGCAUAUAUUUAAAUUAUCAAUAUGGAAUCAGUUACCAGAUGAUUUUAUUAUGCCUGAUCCAUAUUUAGGCACAAAAACAAAAUUAAUUGGAAAGAAUAUUAUGAUUGGAGUACCAAGAACAAAUAUAACUCAAGAUAAUAUUACUAUAGUUAAAAUGACUUGUAUUAUACCACAAAAUGGUGAAUUAUUAAAUAAUCAGAAUAGAAUAUCUGGCAUAUAUCUAUUGGAUAAUGAAUUAAUUCAUGAUAGUAUAAAUUUUAUACCAGAAAUAGGUAAUUUAAUAAAAGAAUAUCAUAUGAUAAUGUAUACAAUUGAUAUAAGAAAUUCAAUUAUUAAUCAAUUAGACUGGGAAUAUAUUGAAAAAGAGAUAAGUAUACUAUUGAAUAUACUUCAUGAUGAUCAAAGUUUAUUAAUUAUUGGUGUUACUGAUGAAUAUGGUCAACAGGAAUGCUUAACUAUUAUUGAUCUUGUAGAUAAACUUCAAUGUAUUUUAUUUAAUCAGUCUACAAAUGAUACAUUAGAAGAUGAUCUAAUAUUAAAUAAACCAUCUUUACAAUGGAGGUUAUGGUUGACAACAUCGAAUGGAGAAGAUUAUGAUAAUUUCACGGAAAUGAUUAACUGGGGUUUGUACAAAGAUAUAAAAUAAAUUUGAUGAAUUGCAGUUUGUUUGUUUUGGUUUUUUUACACUUUUUUCAUUGGUUGGAUCGACUUAAUAGGAUCCGAUUGACAUGCAUGGGCCACUAUAUUUUCAUUUUUAUUAUUUAUUGUUUGGGUUCCUAGUGGAACAUAGGGACUCAGUAGCACGCCUGCAUUGCACUCUGUUCUAUGCAGUUUUCAAAACCUGUCUCCACCACUACCCACAAGCCUUCAUUUCUUCCUGACAUUAUCUCUUCCAUGUCAUCGUUUCCCAUUUGGCUUCUACUCGACAGCCUGACCUGGUGCAUGAUGUCCCUGAAUGGUCUUCUUAGUGUAUGCUCAAUCCAUCUCCACUUUCUUCUGGAUAUUUGUUGGGCGGUAUUUUCAAAUUUGAUAUCACUGAUGAGUAGUGGUUAACAGUGGAAUGUAGGAUGUGUGUUCCCUUGUAUUUAGGACUUACUAGCUGUAUGUACCUACCUAUCUCCUUGUGAGUGAUAUCACUCCAGUUAAAACUAUACCAUACUUAUCGUACAAGAAGUGGCAACUGUGACUCAGUGGCCUAGUGGGUAGCACUUCUGCAUCUGAAUCAAUGGGCCACAUGGUCGAGUCUUAGUGAAAACAAAAUCACUCACUGAUAGGCAGUUACGCCCAGCUGACGAGUCCUAAGUAGGACGAAACAACAGUCCUGGAUCCCUCUGCUAGCCAUUAUCCAGUAUCAAUCAGCUGAUAAGAAAAAAAGUAAGACAGUAUGAUAAAUGUUUUCUUUUUCUUGCAUUCCACUAGCUACAAUUCUUUUCCAGAGGUAACUAGGCUUUCAGAAUCAUCAAGACUAUAUGUACGGACGAUUACGAUCGUUGAUUAUUUACGUUUAUUCAUGCUGUAGACAGAUGUUAAGAUUCUACGACGCUGGAUAACAUUUCUUCUCCAUGUUUUUCUAUCCUUCAUCCUGAUGAAAUGUGAUAACUUACGGCAUUAUGCAAUCAUGCCACAGGCGAUGAAUACUAUAGUUGGCCAUCUCGCUGACUAUUUCAGUUGAUCACAUAAUCGAUACGAACAAAACAAAACUUAAUCCAUCAUGGCUUUACUUUUCAUCUGCAUUUUUUUUUGAGAACACUAAGUAUUCUAAUUGUGUACUAAUAUCCUCUUUGAUAUUGACUACUAUUGUGGUUUGUAAACUAAUGUUUGACCUUGAAAAUCCCGUAUCGAAUACUUAAUAAGUGAACUGUAUCUCAGUGUAAAGUAACAGUUUGUUUAAAUUAUUUAUCGCCCUAUAGCGCUUAAAUUAAAUGUAUUGAAUGCACUCAUUUUGAUUUGAUCGAAUAUUCUAAACCGAAAAAUUUAUACAACAAAAUGUUAUUGAAUAUCAAACAAAACUGGAACACAUUUAAAUUUUAUUGAAAUAAUCUGUCAGAAAUUUUAUUAGAUUUAGACAGUAUUCAUUAUGAAUUGAUACCAGUUGGAGAAUCUUUAGAAAUCUGAGAGUACUAGUAUUGGAUUCCUCAGUAAUGCGUACCCAAAAUCUCGUCAAGAGUAUUCAGAUCUUACGACAAACGCGUUUUUCAUCUAGCUACUGGUUCACAGGAGUUCAAUGGUCCAAAUUUUCUUGCUUCUUAGAAUUCGUGGCAUCGUGUAACUAUCCAACAAAGUCUCCAUUAGGUAUCCGUUUCAUUUGUGAAUCGGUCAACUUUAGUGGUUAUGGCUUCUCAUCAGAACUUUGAAAUAUCUUUCUUGAAGUAUAUUGAUAAUGAACGAUAAUAGAGCAGUUUAGUUUGGAGGUAGAUUUCAGCUUGGUUUGACACAAGUUUAAGAAUCACUAAAAGUCAUCCAUUUUCUACACACGGACUACUGAAAUGAAUAAUUAGCUUGUUUGUAUUGACAGUUUUACAAUGAGAAAUAGAUUUCAUUAAAUGUUAAUGAUAAGCCUUAACUUUUUGGUUGUAUUGUGUUCUCUGAGCUGGGUUGUUUAAUCGUGAAGCUUUCAUCGCCUUGCUAGACGACAUCAUCAGCACUAACUUUAGUAUGAAAUGAGCUGUCAGCAUCUAUCCGUGAGUGAUUUAGUGGCUUGCCUCGAUGAUAUGGUCUGUGACUGGUUGUUUCCUUCGAUUGUUGUAUCAUCGAUUGUAUAGACUUUCCUGUUGGCUGUUCCUCUGCUUCAACUCGGACCUUUCUGUCGUUUAUCAUUUUUCGUAUGGGUUGAUAGAUCGGGUCUAUGUCUAUACAUCUAUUGAUUGCUGACUGACCUGAAUGCCAAGCUUCUAGGAAUUCUCAGACAUUCUUUGUGUUUCCUCUGUCUAUAAUUUCUACAUUGGUCAGAAUUAAUAUAUACUGAUUGCAUUAUAUAGUGGUUCGGUGUAAUUUUCAAAACUAUCAAACAUUGUAGUUCGACCCCUGGUUUAAGAGAAAUUAAGACUUAACGUACAAUACCGUGUACUACUGAAGAUGAACAUUGAUAAGGAAAGCUUAUUGAGAUAAAACUAUAGAGUGAGAGAGAGAGAGUUGGUUUCCUUUGUGAAUUUCAUCAAUGAUGCUUAUUGUUAUCCUAUUGAAAAGUGAGUAACUGUCAUUUCAUUUGUCACUAUUGAAUAGUUAAGCUAGAAUUUCAAAUGAUCUUACAUUAUGAACAAUAUAAGCCAGAGAAAUUAUUGAAAAUCUGUUUCAUUGUGGUAUACCACAAAUUUAAAUGGCAAAUAGUGAUUAACUGAUGACAUGCUCAUCGUAGGGACUAAGAAGCCAGAGAUAGAUAACACAUAGAGGAGUAGGUAAGCAGUACGUAAGAGUUACAAGUUAGGAUGAAAAAGUUGUUGAGUGCUGUCAGACUUCUAAUGAUUCCUUAGUUGAUAUGGACCCAAGACGCUGUUUUUAAAAAAUCAAUGCAUUGACACCAUGAAUGUGAGAAGCAAAUAAGCUAUAAUUAACAACAAUUCUGUUAAUGUUAGUAUUUUCCGUAGUUGUAGUCAUCAUUGUUGUCCUGUCUGUGUUAGUCAUAGUAGUAGUGUGAGUAGCAAUAAUAAUAAUGACUUUAUUCUGAAGGGUAUUUUAGGAAUACUGCAAAGAAUUUUUAGCAUGUCGUACGACAUCGACUGCUCAGAAAUAGUAUAUAUGUAUACACAAAAAAAGUAAAAUAGGUGGAAAUUCUACAUAUAAAAGAUAGGAAUGUUUACUCCAUCUAGAAUAUUUUUGAAAAUGUAGAGUUAACUUAGGUAGACAAUCACAUUAGUAAUUAGAUUCAUAAGGCAUAAAUAAUAACAUGCUAUGUACUCAUCAGUUAGUUUGCUUUGAAAAACAGAAGUUGAUUAGUGUUAGUUCAUUUCUGACGCUUUCUUCAUCGCACAAGAUUCGAACUGAAUCCGGUAUUGUAGAGUUUUUACAUUUAGUAGUACAUACAUAAACUCUUAUAUACUUGCAGCUUGUCUUUGUAGAUAACAGACAGGCAGAGAGCUUUGUAUGAUGCUGGUCAUCUAAUAAAAUAAUUCCUGCCAGAUGUUUAAAACUGCUUUAACUAGAAGGCUUAGCGAUAAACCACUAGUUCUGCUGAAAAUCUUUCAAGUUCUACGCAAUACACAGCAUAGUCUUUUUCAGCAACCCAGGAAAGUAUAAAGAGGGAGAGUAGAGAAGAAUAGGCAAGAUGCAAGAGUUUAUAAAACACAAGAAGAGAGGCUGAGUCAUACUAGAUACUCUCAGCUUCCUAACAUAGUUGGUUAGGCGAAGGAUUAGCUUGGAAAUUACUAAGAUGUAGGAAAAAAGCGAAAGGUCCUAGGAAAAAAACGCACCAAGAUAAAUCCCACUUGAAACAGUCUUUAAUACACAGCCGUCAACAGAACAAGGAUCAUAAGACUGAAGCAGUUUACGUAGAUUCUGGUGAUGUCUGAAACUGAAGUUUAUGGUCUGACAUUUUGAAGAAUUAAACACAAGACCAUUUACAGACGGACAACAUCCAUCAGUAGAUAGGAAAUAAUUUAGUUGGGAAGAAUCUAUUGAAGAGGAGACAGAUAUGCAAACUGUCAGGUCAUCAACAUAGUUGACAAAAUUGAUGCUAGGUGAAGAUGAUAAGUCAUCCAGAAAGAAAGAGAAAAGAUGGGGUAAAUGAUCGCUGAUUACAAUGAGUUGCUGUGCAUACCUCUGUGAACAGUAUAUUGUUUCCUUUCAGAAAAUUAGGAAUAUAGCCAGUUGAUUAUCUAGGACUCCGUAUGAAUCCCGUCUAGCUUGUGCAACGGGAGAGGUCUUGGGACAAAAUCACAUGCUGAAGUAUAGUCUAAAAGGGCACACCUGGUAUACUUGGCAUUUUGGUAGAGAUUAUAUCAAUAUUAUGGAUAUAAGGCAGUGGUGGCAUCCAGAUUACUUCUUUUACCUUUGUAUAUGAACUGAUUGCGAUCUCCAAGACCUUUAAUUAGGGUUUAGAUACAGGUAUCAUUAAAUUCUCCAUUACUUUGACGAACGGAAAAAUGAGUACAAUCGGACGAAAUUUCAAACAUGUGCCUAAGAUCACCAGCACAAGUAUGAGGACUGUCUUAAUAUCUUUCGACGCGCCUGAUAUGGUGUUUUCGAAACGCA
Heterobilharzia americana is the source of this 5661-nucleotide messenger RNA. The record is from the annotation of a GenBank genome assembly. NCBI's taxonomy places the organism in Eukaryota, Metazoa, Platyhelminthes, Trematoda, Strigeidida, Schistosomatidae.